Molecule: messenger RNA, 1854 nt
Organism: Hylaeus anthracinus
Lineage: Eukaryota; Metazoa; Arthropoda; Insecta; Hymenoptera; Colletidae
Product: cell surface glycoprotein 1-like
Exons: 5
Coding region: 140-1438 (432 amino acids)
Source: RefSeq, a predicted model, not a curated record
GAUUGAGUCAGUCAUUCUCGUGCAAACUCCACCAACGACAAGAUCAUUCGUGAGUUCGGUAGUGAUAAUCAACAUCGUACACGUCCACUCUUGAUUAUUAAUUAUCGAUUAUUAAUUGUCAACCAUUAAUCAAGUUCACAUGGAUAUAAAGAUCGUGACACUGCUGGUGCUAUUAGGCAUCGUAGGAUCUUUGGCGGAACCACUUCACAGGAUGCGCAGAAAUGGAUUGCAAGAAAGCGAUAAACCACGCGGCAUGGAAUUCGUCGGAAUGCCGAGAGCGAAACGGGAGUCCGUCGAUUCGAGCACUACCGAAAACACCGCUACACCCACGUCCACCGCAGAUCCCUCCACUACACGCGGCACAAGUCCUACCACCACGAACAAACCAGAUCCAUCAACCGAGACCGCUCCCACGCCUGGAUCGCGUUCGACGACAAUCAAACCGAGUCCGACACCUGAUCCCGCGACGACGGAGCCGCCAUCUACGACUGCCAAGCCUGCUUCCACUACCCCGGAGAAGGACACGACCACGAAGAAGCCAACGAAUCCUGGAAAAUCAACCAAACCGUCGCCAGCCAUCGGCUCUCGCAUCGAUCCGUCCGAGGAACAGCCUCAGCAGCCCGAAACGAAGCCCAACCCAGAGGCUGCCGCGACACCAAGCCAGGCUGGGGGAAAUCCCGCAUUUCCCUCGUACUCACCCUUCCCAAACCCCGCGUUCUUCAUGCCAAGCUUUAUCCCGGACUACUCUGCGCCUUACACCCCCUACGGUGAUCCUACUUUCAACUCUAUACCAGGUGCUAACAACAACAACCUCGCGUGGACGUCGACCAGCAACGGAGGCGGCGCGUCGUCGUCGUUCGCAGGAGCGUCGGCUGGCUCCUUCGGCUACGGGCAACCGUCGGUUGGAAGCCGUGGAUCGUUCGUCGACGACGGAGGCCAAGCGCCCGGUUAUCCAAACUCCUACCCUGACUGGGGAAGCAGCGGAGCCCUGCCAUUUUCCAACUUCGCGUUCCCCGGUAAUUUCGAAAAUCAAAUGCAGGACCAUUUCAAACGACUCCAAGAUCAAUUCCAACAACAACAGGAAUUUUUCCGCAAACAACAGGCUCAAAUUCAAGCACAGAACGAAGCUAUAUAUAGGAUGUUCCAAGAGACAGCUAAUCGGAUCAACAGCGCUCCGGACGCACACAGUGCAGUUUCUGGGAUCAGUUUAGGACCACGUGGUGGCUUCCAGUAUGGGGCCGUCAAUCCGGCAGUUCCCGGUGUAGAGUCGAGAUUCGCCGAGGAGAUUCCAGCCCCGUCUGGAGGCAGAGUCGCAGUGUUCUCCAGUUCCAGUUCCAAUAGCAUGACUGGCCCUGAUGGCAAAACAAUUUCCCACAGGACAUCGACGACCGGUGUCGACGACAACGGAAAAGUCAAGUUCCGCACCAUCACAAACUAAAAGGUUUCACCAUCGAUGGGAGCUAUACCUAUAACAACGGCUGCGACCAAGCGUCGCGUUUCUUCUCCUUAUUUUCUUUUUCCUUUUUACACCAAGAUCAUCUGUAACUCAGGUUUAUAGACAAUAUUCUUAAUCCUUUACUUAUGAAAUAUACUUACCCAAAUGCCAUAGAAAUACUCGAUGUAUUUAAUAAGAACGAUUCAGCUCGCCAUCUACGUAAGAAGAAUCGUUGCGUACCUCGAUAACUGAAAGAACUAUCGCCAUCGGUUAAGUGACCGUUAGAUUAUCUCAAAUUUGAAUCGUAAAUUCUAUCGAUUUAUCUGGCUAAUUUAAUAUUGGGAUCGUACAAUUCUUCGCGUUUUCCUUUGAAAUAUCCUUCUUGUGAAACGAAAAUGAAAUAUACGAUUGUUCGAUAA